AUGAGCGAGGUGGCAAGAAACCCUCUAGCGGAGCUCCACGCAGCUGCACCAUCGUUCAAGCCACUCAUCCCAACGGCUUUGCUGCCGUAUCUCGCAUUCGUACUCCUCUCAUCGGUGUUUUUGGCCGCAUUCUACUUUACAACAUUGCCAAAAAGGAGCAUCACCGCCAAGGAGAUCAUCGUGGGAGUAGUGGCGAGCCUGCAGGCAGGCUUUGGCGUCGUGGCUCUUUUCAACGCCGUCGGCGUAUAUGUAUAA
Messenger RNA from Mycosarcoma maydis (corn smut), 255 nucleotides. RefSeq lists its product as uncharacterized. The record is from RefSeq and is a predicted model, not a curated record. Gene Ontology annotation, cellular component: membrane-bounded organelle. Lineage: Eukaryota; Fungi; Basidiomycota; Ustilaginomycetes; Ustilaginales. Gene Ontology annotation, biological process: protein N-linked glycosylation. Bases 1 to 255 code for a protein of 84 amino acids. The transcript is spliced from 3 exons.